Molecule: messenger RNA, 7625 nt
Organism: Porites lobata
Lineage: Eukaryota; Metazoa; Cnidaria; Anthozoa; Scleractinia; Poritidae
Source: the annotation of a GenBank genome assembly
AUGAGCCGCAAUAAAGUCUUUCCAGUGGAAGGAGAGGAGAAAAACACGGGAGAGAAUGAACAUCUAGAAACACAAGUGGUGCAGGGAAAUGGAUCAGUGUCAAACGGUUUGCCUCCACAGCAGUCGCUGGAGGUUGAGUCUAGCCAACUUUCUGCGUCUACUUCAACCGUUUGUAAUCAAGGCCAAGAUUCCUCCUAUGAUGUUCUCCAAAAUGAAAAUGACAGUCGGGUUCAAAACCGGACUAGGAAGUUCAGUGCUGCAUCGAGGAGACGGGACAGUAAUAUGGUAAACCAUGAGAAAAUAAUAAAAGAGAUGAAAGCAAACUCAAGCGAAACGUUGGUCAAAAAAAGACAAGACGACGAAUGUGCCGAAUGCAUUCUGGAAUACAUCAACGAGGCAAAUGAUGAAAACAGAGGCGAACAAGGAGAAAUAGCGCAAUGUGACAACGGAGAGGACCAAAGCGAGAACCAAGCAAACGAAACUGACGGACUCAAGAAAUCAGAAGAUUCCAACCAGGCCUUGCUGCAGUAUUUUGGAAAGCUUUCGAAUUCUCACAAUUGCGACGACUGCCUGAACUUGGAGCACAUUAAGUCGUUGUUAAGUGAAGGCGCUUCAGUGAACACCAGUGAUCGGUUCGGUCAAACUUUACUGCAUGAAGUUUCCAGAACUUGGGGAAUAGAUGUGGCACAGUUCUUUGUUGAACAAGGUUGUUAUGAAUAGUUUGUUAACUCAUUAAGAGUUCACCUUUUGAAUUCUGCAAAUGUCAAUUGUCGAGUAUCCUUCUUGUACUUUGAUAUUCACUAGUUCAUGUUUGUUCACGUAAUGCCCUUGCAACUUUUAGUUUGCAAUAGUUUUCAUUAAACGUUUCUUUAAAUGCCCCUCGGUGAGAUACCGUAUGGAUCUAGAAGGGAAAGCUUAUAGAAAUGAAUAAACAACAAACCUUGGUGGGUACUUAUCAGUAAUAGACUAAACAAUUGGUGUUAACUGCCUUAAGAUUAACUCUGCCAAAGGUGAAGCUUUAAUUGAUUGUAAAUGUACAGAAAUGGCGUGAUCGGCAACCAGGAACGUUCCAUUAUUGUGAUUAAUUCAACGUUUUUUGGUGCCAUUCUUUGUUUAGGUGCAGACAUCAACAAAGCUGAUGAUUAUGGUCGAACACCGUUACACGUGGCUGCCUCAUCUGAUUACCCACAGAUGGUCAGGUUUCUUAUUGAAAAUGGCGCAGACUUUCAAGCGACCACUAAAGGAGAGUUACAAACCCCACUUCACUUUGCUGCAAGGAACGAAGCAUCACAGUGCAUUAAGAUUCUUCUCGCUUAUGGCGCAACUUUGGAAGUCCGAGACUACAAACAGCGCACGCCACUACAGGUAACACAUGCACUGACUAGAGGAGACAUAUUAAAUUCUGCAAACAGAAUACUGCAAUGCUGAUCGUACUACGUGAAAAUUAACUCUGCAAGACAUCAACACGACACCGAAAGAACUCAAAACAGAGCGGGAUUGUACCUAUAGACGCGAUUCUGUGAGUGUUAGGAGUUCUGGGUCAGGGCUAAAAUCAGAGUGCGCGGAUAAUUUUUUAUCAGAGCCUGAUCUCUGGUUGUUACGCCCUACUGACGAGCCCCAAAGAGGGCGAAACAGCUGUCUAUGGCUACAAUCCCGCUCUGUUUUGAGUUCUUUCGGUGUCGUGUUGAUGUCUCGUAGAGUUUCAGUUAAUUUUCACUUAGUACGAUCAGCAUUGCGGUAUUCUGUUUGCAGAAUUUAAUAUGUCUACAUUAUUAUUUUCGCUGGUCUUUAAAGAUCCUACGUUCUUCGGCAUAUUCGUUUGCGGUCCUUUUCAGUCCCUUGUGGUUUUAAUAAAAUGUUUGUACUGACUAGAGGGUCUGAAUAGGGUACCUCGAUAACACUAAACACUUCAUUUUUUGAGGCAGAAUGUGAGCAAUGAAGACAUAGACCAACACAAAGAACACCAACAAUUGCUAAGGAAUCUGUUUAAGCAGGGUAUACGUUAUUUAUAAUGUAGAGUAUAAACUCUACUUUUACUAUUCAGGCAGAAUUUGAUCAAUGAAGACAUAGACCAACAAAAAGCGUUGAAAGCUCUUCGUUAAAAAAGACUACAGAUCGUGGUAAUAAGAAUAACUGUGUGUUAGUAUUCCUCAAAAAGAUGUUCGUCGAUGGAAAAUGGUCUAGAAAAAGGCACUUGAAAAUGUUAUUUAAGUUCUCGAAAAACCUUCAGGUACAACGAGCCUUUUAUGUUCUGGACUUUUAGUAAUUAUAUAGUUGAAUCCGCUAGCGGGCAUGAUGAAAAAAACCCUGAGUUAUGAUUGAAGAUGGCAAAGGCCUGCUUGACACGGAGUGUGACGCUGUUGGCCUUCGUCAAUUGACACCUCAACAUUGUGUGGGUUAAUGUUCCAGCUACAUGAUGUUGUGAACUGUUAGGCGUUACCAGGCAGCGCUUGUCUUUUCUCCGGCAAAGUUUCGUAACAACAACCUCAUUCAAAAAAAAAUUGGCCAAUUUAACAGCAAACACUAAAACUUUUGGGCAAAUAACACUAAACACCAAACCCCAUUCAGACCCUCUGACUGUGAUUUUUCGAACAUCAACAGUUGCUAAGGAAUCUGUUUAAGCAGGGUAUACGUUAAUUAUAAUGUAGGGUAUAAACUCUACGUUUAUUAUUCAGGCAGAAUUUGAGCAAUGAAGACAUAAACCAACACAAAGGGUUGAAAGAUCUUCAUUAAGAAAGACUAUAUAUCGUGGUAAUAAGAAUAACUGUGUGUUAGUAUUCCUCAAAAAGAUGUUCGUCGAUGGAAAAUGGUCCAGAAAAAGGCACUUGAAAAUGUUAUUUAAGUUCUCGAAAAACCUGCAGGUACAACAAGCCUUUUCAUAACUUUUAGUUAUUAUAUACAGUGAAACCUGUAUUAAGCGGACACCGUAUUAAGCGGACACCCUCUAUUAAGCGGAUAGUAGCCGAAGUCCCCAAAUUUAUUUCCCUUAUUUUCUGUAAAUCAGAACCUUUAUUAAGUGGACACCUGUAUUAAGCGGACGCGGACACCUAAAAAGUAUCUGAAAUUGUCAUUUCUAUUGUCGCCAACCUGCAUUAAAGGGACACUUGUAAUUAAAUUCCACCACCCAACAUGCCAGACACCGGAAAUAUGAAAGACUGCCUCGAAUUGCCACCCACGAAUUUUUCGAUUUUUAAAUUAAAAAACGUGACUUGACGAACUUAUUUGAUCAUUUUCUCAGUACAGUAUUGUUUUCUAUUUCGUUUUGUUUGUAUAGAGCUUGUUUCACUCAUCUGAUUUCGUCAAUUUUGAGUUGCAAUCUAUGUUUAUGGUACUAUGAUCAAAUUGGUCCACUUUGAUAAAGAAAUUAGUGCAAACGUCAUAGUCUCUGGGACUAUUCUAAACGUUUCCACUGAUCAUUUCAAUGGCAUUUGACACCUCGUAUGACUUUAUCUAUCGAAACCUGUAUUAGGCGGACACCCUGUAUUAAGCGAACACUACAGCAUUCCCAAAGGGUGUCCGCUUAAUACAGGUUUCACUGUAGUUGAAUCCACUAGCGGGCAUGGUGAAAAGAACCCUGGGUUCUGAUUAGCUAUCUGGCCGGGCGAGAUGGUCCCAUCUUGCCCGCUCGGGAUUCCCCGCGUCGGUCCCGCAAGACAAAGUAAUGUCUCUGACCAUAUACUAAAUCCUUCAUUGACCAAGCUUGUUCGGUCAAGAGUGUCAUUGGUAGAUAAUUGAGAAGCAACAAAUUUUAAAAAACUCAGAGCAAGAAAAAUUAAACAAAUUCGAAACUUUCGUGUAGGGUUCGGUUACGCAACUUAGUAGUCACGUAUUGUUACGUAUUCCCUCUUCAUGAGCGGAUUAUACUGAAAUGGGCGGGAGGGACGACGCCAAUAAAUUCCAAAACUCAGAGAAAGAACACCUCAAACAAAUUCCAAUGUUUUGUUCAAAUCGCUCGAACUUCAUGACUAAUGUUAACUGAUUGAGAUUACCCGAGGUUACUUACGGUUACGUAACUUAGUCCUCACCGGUCAUUUUGCCGCAGUUACUUAUUCCCCUAAUUCGAGUCAUUUAGCACGCUUCAAAUGUAAUGUUCCUUGUUCUUAAAGCCAUAAACCAAAACAAAUAAGCUUCAAAUAUAAUAUUCCUCGUUCUAAAAUAGGGGGCUAAGUAACCUGGGCGAAAUUACCGUAAAGCAUUUCUUACUCCAAGAGAGCAUUGUAAAUGGGCGGAAGGUACAGUUCCUCGUUCCUAUUCAGGGAGGGUUUUUAUAAGAUGGCGAAUGCCUGCUUGACGGACGCGAAGUGUGAUGCUGUUGGCCUUUGUCAGUUGACACGUACCUCAACAUUGUGUGGGUUAAUGUUCCAGCUACAUGAUGAUGUGAACUGUUAGGCGUUACCCGGCAGUGCUUCUCUUUUCUCCGGCAAAGUUACGCAACAACAACCUCAUUCAAAGUUACGUAACCAAAUCUCAUUCAUUUUGCAUUGCUAAUAAAGUUCGAGCGACUCGAACAUAAUAUUCCUAUUUGUUAAACUUUUCUUUGCUCUGAGUUUUGAAGGUUGUUUCUCUUAUGUCUUCGCCAGAGCAGAAGAACCAUCUCUUUGACGUUCUUUAGCUGGAAAGGCCACCACUAGAAAUGUUAACAAUGGUUAACGUUCGAGUCUCUCGUGGAGUUUUCUGAGUGGGGCAUCAUUUAUUCACUUUGCAGUAACAUAACCCUUUGGUUCACUGACCAAUUUAACGUCUUUCGUGUCGUUUACUUCGUAGCUCGCGGCAGAGACCAACAGUGCCGAAUGUGCCAGAAUUUUGUUGGAAGCGGGUGCCUCUGCCGGGACAAGGGACGACAGCGGCAUGGCAGCUUUAACGCUGAUGGUGACAAAAAUGCCAAGUGUGGUGAGUGUUAAAGCCCAUUCUUUACCAGUGUGUGUUUUUAGGUUGAUUUCGUUUCAACGCCCAUCCAUAAUUCGUCAACGAGCUCUUGGAAUUUGGAAUUUUUGGCCAGAAAACAGUGCUAGUUUUUUGGCUUGUUUUUGUUUGCUACAACAUUUUGUUGCAGUAAAUGGUUCGAAUCGGAGAGUCAUGUCAUAGGAAGGUGUUGAAGAUCCAGAAUCUAACUCCGUUGACAAAGACUGGCAUUCAGCACCUCUAGAAUCUGAAAUCCACGUCGUGGAAUUCAGACUCCAAGACUGUCUUGGAGUCCCUUACAUAGGGCGAUAGGUGAAAUAUGCCUUGUCUACGUGAGUGUAGUCGUUCAGUAAACCUGUGCGUUUACUGCCAACAGCAGUCCCCUUCAGGAUUAGGUAGUCGGGACUACGGCAAGCCCAGACCAUCAUUUCCCACUUUUUUGAGAGAUGUAAAAUUGAACAGAAUGUUCCUUUCUUUACAUUGUAGGCACUCAGGGCAUUGGACCAAUUUCAUAUCAAGGACAGAUCUCAUCGAAAGCAGCGAUACUAUCUCAACUUUCUGGAGAACUGUGAUCCCCCGAACUCUGAAAAACACUCGGUAACCACGUCUCCCUUACUAGCGACUGUGGAAAUGAACUGCUUUGAGCUGAUCAUGCAUCCGAUAUUUCAGCGACUGAUCGAGGUCAAAUGGGGAUUUUUUGGCUCAAGAGCAUGGUUGGGGAUCUUUCUGAAUGUUUUGCUUACUGUCGCUUACACUAUUCUUGGGCUUCUUCAUCCCAAUGAUGCCUCUGAUUACUACUAUCCCAUCAGCACUAAUAGCUGGCGAAUACCACUGGAAGCAAUCGUUGUUGUCUUAACAUUCAACGAAAUCAGAAAGGAGGUGAAAGAAUUUUACCAGUCUAGAAGGGAAAACAAAACGUUUAUCGGCUGGAGGAAGAAAGAGAUCAAGCGUGACUUGCAAUUCUGUCAUCCACGAUGGUCUCAAGAAAAAAAGUUCAUCAAGCAGCAUGUAAAACAGAUUAAAGAACGUGAAAGGUUUUAUUUCCAAGACAGGUGGAAUUAUUUUGACUGGGUGACGUAUGUGAUGCUGAUAAUCGUCAUCAUAUUGCAUGUUAUUAACGUCACCGUCCAAAGCAAUAACUACAACGAUAUUUUCAUUCGAAUCCUCGCCUGCAGCAUAAUUCUAGUCUGGGUCCGACUGCUUAAGUUCGCCAGACCCUUCCCGAGUCUAGGCCCAUUUGUAGUAAUGCUGGAUAGCAUUCUUGGAGACACUAUUAGAUGGGGUUUUGUCUUUAUGAUGUUUUACAUCCCUUAUGCUGUUGCUUUUUGGAUGAUAUUCGGCGGUCGUACUAAAACUCCUGUUAAAGGCUAUGACAAUGUGUUCCACAUGCUUUAUACAAUGAUUCGCUUUCCACUUGUGGACAACUACGGCUUCGAACGAUUGGAAGACGUCGCUCCAUACAUGUCACGUGUGCUAUGCGGAAGUUUUCUUCUCAUUGCAGCCAUUGUUCUGAUGAACUUGUACAUUGCACUUCUGUCAAAUACUUUUCAACGUGUUUUCGACAACGCCCGUGCCACGGCAGCAAUGCAGCGUGCCCGUCUCCUACAAGAUCUUGAAUCAAAUGCAUCUGACAAGACCGUUAGACGCUAUAGAGAAUUCAUCCGGGACAGAUGCAGCCCAGAGGGAAACGACUUGCUCGUUGUCAUAUCCGAUGAAGAAGAUCAGAAGAGACAACAAAAGGAAAAGAUUGCCUUGGUCCACACGAUUGUCAGCCAUCGACUUGGAGGCAAGAAAUUUGGAAAAGUCCAAAAAAGCGAGUUCGAUACUGUAAUAGAAGACAUCGGCCUUUUAAAGCGUACACAGAGCGAAAUGGAAAAGUCAGUUGAACGGCUGCAUCUUCGUCUUGAGGAGAUUGGAAGCCUAAAUGCCGUUAUCUACCAAGAAAUCGCUAAGCUGUUGCAGGGCGGGAAAGAACAAAGAUCAGCUAUAAGCGUUGUCAGUGAACAAGUGACGGACUUGAAGAAUAACAUCACAGAAAAGUUUGGAAGUCUGGAGAGUGGCAUUGAUUCGAAGAUCAAAACUCUCGAAACGGAGGAAAAGUUGAGAAAUGACGUUUUGGAAAGCAACAUGAACUCGAGGUUUGAUCAACUUGAAAUGGAAUUCAAAACCUUCAGCUCAUAUUGUAAUGAAUAUCAUCAAGCAUGUGAGGAGAUGACCUUGAGAAUUGACGAGCUGGAAGCUUAUGUAGUCAGUGUCGAAGAAGAUAAAAUCAAGGAAAAGCAAGAAAGAAAGCCUAGUCCUAAACCAAGGAGUAAAUCUGCCAAGGGUGGCUUUCAAAUUGUUGAGGCAAACAGAGAUGUGUUGAAAGCAGCUGCCAUGUCCACAAGUACUGAUGCCACAUCAUUGUCCUUAAGUAAAUCUCCUGAACCUGUUGCUGAUGCAGGAUCGGUGCAUGAAUUCGGUGAAAGUGAGGACGAAUGCAUAAAGAAGCAGCGUAAAAGAAAUAUCACUUUGUCAGGCCAGGCGGCAAGAAAUGAGUACAUCGCCAGACUGAAAGAGAGUUUAGUGACAAACGCGGAACAAAGUGAUACAGAAAAAGAUAAACGCGAAUGAGAUUUGGAAACAACUGGAGUUAAAUGAAAACCUCCAUCAAGUGAUAUAAUUCGUAUUGAAGAAGCGGAAGUUUUCUUUCAAUUUGAGAAAACCCGUCCACUUUCUCGGCU